Trichomycterus rosablanca is the source of this 2606-nucleotide messenger RNA. It is a transcript of the gene xrcc5, whose product is annotated as X-ray repair complementing defective repair in Chinese hamster cells 5. The transcript has 20 exons. Bases 154 to 2364 code for a protein of 736 amino acids. Lineage: Eukaryota; Metazoa; Chordata; Actinopteri; Siluriformes; Trichomycteridae. Gene Ontology annotation, cellular component: nucleus; Ku70:Ku80 complex. Gene Ontology annotation, biological process: DNA recombination; double-strand break repair via nonhomologous end joining; telomere maintenance. The record is from RefSeq and is a predicted model, not a curated record. Gene Ontology annotation, molecular function: double-stranded DNA binding; damaged DNA binding; DNA helicase activity.
UUCCUCUUUCCCAGGGAUCAAGACCAUCGUCCCAGCUCCUGACCUUGAUUGUCUUUACACAUCGUCAGAGCUGCAAAUUCCAUCCACUAAAUGAUUGGGAAAGGCCUAGCCCCCAAAAACAGACCAGUGGAACCAGUAAAUUAGAGAAAUGUAAUGCUUUAUGACAGUGUACUAAGAUUUGCACCCUUAUAUAUAUUUUUGCAGUCAGCUCUGGUGCUUUGUGUGGACGUGGGUUUCUCCAUGAGCAACUCGGCCCUUGGUGAGGAAUCCCCCUUCGACCAGGCCAAGAAGGUCGUCCAGAAGUUCAUCCAGCGGCAGGUCUUCGCUGAAACCAAAGAUGAGUUGGGUCUGGUUCUGUUCGGUACGGAUGACACCAAGAACCCGCUGGCUCAGGAUGAUCAGUACCAGAACAUCUUCAUACGCCGGCAUUUGAUGAUGCCUGACUUCGAGCUGCUGGAGGAGAUCGAACAUCAGCUGAAGCCGGGCGGUCAGCAUGCCGACUGGCUGGACGCGCUGGUCGUGUGCAUGGAUCUUCUGCAGAAGGAAACCAUGGGGAAGAAGUACGACAGACUGAGUAUCGUUCUCCUCACCGACCUCAACACGCCCGCCUGCGCAGAUCAGCUAGACGUCAUUGUCGGGAACUUGAAGAGAGCCGGAAUCAUCCUGCAGUUCUUUCUUCCGUUUCCUGUGGACGCUGAUAAAGAAGGUAGCGGAGGAGAAGAUGGAGCAGGUCCGAGGCGUCCCCCACAGAGAGGGAAAGGUCUGAGUGGAGAGCAGAAGAAGGGGCUGGAGAUGGUGCGGCAGGUCAUGACGUCGAUGGAUGAGGAAGAUGGUCUGGACGAGGUUCACACCUUCAGCGACGCUUUAGAGAAGCUUUCCAUGUUCAAGCGGAUCGAGAAGCGACCCAUGGCGUGGCCCUGUCAGCUGACCAUCGGCAGCUCUCUGUCCAUCCGCGUCGUCGGAUACAAAGCCGUGUGUGAGGAGAAGAUUAAGAAGAUCUGGUCCGUGGUGGACGCCGAGAGUCACCGGAAGGACGACGUGAAGCGAGAGACGGUGUACUGCCUCAACGACGAUAACGAGACCGAGGUGCAGAAAGAGGACGUCAUUCAGGGUUUCCGUUACGGCAGUGACAUCGUCCCGUUCUCCAAGGUGGACCAAGACCAAAUGAAGUACAAGUCUGAUGGAAAAAGCUUCGCAGUGCUGGGAUUUGCCAAGCAGGACCUGAUUCCUCGCCAUCGAUUUAUGGGCAACCAGGUCAUUAAGGUUUUUGCUCCCAGAGAUGAUGAGCAUGCAGCCGUCGCUCUCUCUGCUCUGAUCCGAGCCCUGGACAGUCUGAAGAUGGUGGCCAUCAUCCGUUACGCCUACGACCGGCGCAGCAACCCUCAAGUAGGAGCAGCGUUUCCCUGCGUCAAACAGAAAUAUGAGUGUUUACAGUACGUCCAGUUACCGUACAUGGAGGACCUGCGCCAGUUCACUUUCCCCUCACUGGAGAACAACAAAAAGUUUACUCCCUCAGAGUCUCAGCUGUCGGCGGUGGACGAUCUGAUCAGCUCUAUGAUGCUGAUGGAGGAGGAUGAAGAUGGAGAGACGUUCGACAUAUUUAAAGUGAAUAAAAUCGCCAACCCACAGUAUCAGAGGCUCUUCCAGUGCCUCCACCAUCGCGGCGUGCACCCGAACACUCCCCUCCCACCCGUGGAACCGUGGCUGAAGAGACAGCUGGAGCUCCCACAGGCCGUCGCCGCCCGCUGCCAGGCUCCCCUGCAGGAGGUGAAGAAACUGUUCCCCCUGAAGGAGGCGCUGCAGAAGAAGGGUCAGAAGACGAGCGCUGACGUGUUCGGAGGGAGUGAGGAGCCGGAUGCUAAGAAGUUCAGACCUGACGAUGGUGAGAGGUUUAAUCUGGCCGAGACGUCGGAGGGUAACGUUACCUCGGUUGGCAGUGUGAAUCCUGCAGAAAACUUCUGCACCUUGGUUCAGAAGAAGAUCAUUCCAUUUGAACAGGCGUGCGAGCAGCUCACCCACAGGAUGGAGCAGUUGCUGGGCAACAGGAGCACGGAGUACUACAUGAAGACCAUCAGGUGCAUCCAGGUCUUUCGGGAGCGGUCCGUCAAGGAAGCGAACGCUGAACUUUUUAACACCUACAUUCACUCCCUGAAGAGGAGCGUUCCCGACCGAAAUCUGCAGGAAUUUUGGGAUCUGCUGGUCGCAGAUGCUCUGACGUUAAUCAGUAAGGAUGAAGUGGAGAGCAGCACGGUGUCUAAACAAGAGGCCAAAGAGUUUUUGAUGUGUGAGGAGAAGGAGGAGGAAACGGAGGCUCCGUCCCAUGAGGACGCAGGAGAUGUGGAUGAUUUGCUGGAUAUGAUGUGAACAUCAGGUUGGACCACUUCUUCUGCCUGGCCUUAAUUUCGGGGUCCGUCAGGUCUUCGCCUGGUGUUUCGAUGUCCUAAUCAAGUCUGUUAACGAUUCAAACCAUUAAAAUAUUAAAAAAAGGGCGCCGUAUGAUGACCGACCCUGCACUCUGACCCCGGCUUCCAAACGAGGUAUACACGGAUAAAGAAUUACUGUACAUGUGAGGACGUAUAUACGACUAAUAAAGACGUUCCAAAUGA